This is a messenger RNA of Hyaena hyaena (striped hyena), 2596 nucleotides long. RefSeq names its product CCAAT enhancer binding protein alpha (gene CEBPA). Gene Ontology annotation, molecular function: RNA polymerase II cis-regulatory region sequence-specific DNA binding; DNA-binding transcription factor activity, RNA polymerase II-specific. Gene Ontology annotation, biological process: regulation of transcription by RNA polymerase II; myeloid cell differentiation; DNA-templated transcription. The record is from RefSeq and is a predicted model, not a curated record. The coding region runs from base 106 to 1185 and encodes 359 amino acids. Lineage: Eukaryota; Metazoa; Chordata; Mammalia; Carnivora; Hyaenidae. The transcript has a single exon.
GGGCGCGAGCGAGUCGGGGCCCCGGGUGGUCGGCAGCAGCGUUGGCGCCCCGCGCAGGCUGGAGGCCGCCGAGGCUCGCCAUGCCGGGAGGACUGUAGCUCCCCCAUGGAGUCGGCCGACUUCUACGAGGCGGAGCCGCGGCCCCCGAUGAGCAGCCACCUCCAGAGUCCCCCGCACGCGCCCAGCAGCGCCGCUUUUGGCUUUCCCCGGGGCGCGGGCUCCGCGCAGCCCCCCGCCCCACCUGCCGCCCCGGAGCCGCUGGGCGGCAUCUGCGAACACGAGACGUCCAUCGACAUCAGCGCCUAUAUCGACCCGGCCGCCUUCAACGACGAGUUCCUGGCCGACCUGUUCCAGCACAGCCGGCAGCAGGAGAAGGCCAAGGCGGCUGCGGCCCCCGCAGGAGCCGGCGGCGGUGACUUUGACUACACGGGCGCCCCCGGGGGGCCCGGCGGCGCCGCGAUGCCGGGAGGGACGCACGGCCCCCCUCCUGGCUACGGCUGCGCGGCGGCCGGCUACCUGGACGGCAGGCUGGAGCCCCUGUACGAACGCGUCGGGGCGCCGGCGUUGCGGCCGCUGGUGAUCAAGCAGGAGCCCCGCGAGGAGGACGAGGCGAAGCAGUUGGCGCUGGCGGGCCUCUUCCCCUAUCAGCCGCCGCCUCCGCCGCCGCCGCCGCACCCGCACCCACCGCCCGCGCACCUGGCCGCCCCUCACCUGCAGUUCCAGAUCGCGCACUGCGGCCAGACCACCAUACACCUGCAGCCCGGCCACCCCACGCCGCCGCCCACGCCCGUGCCCAGCCCUCACCCUGCGCCGGCUCUCGGUGCCGCCGGCUUGCCAGGCCCUGGUGGCGCGCUCAAGGGGCUGGCGGCCGGGCACCCCGACCUCCGCGCGGGCGGCGGCGGCGGUGGCGGCGGCGGCGCGGGCAAAGUCAAGAAGUCGGUGGACAAGAACAGCAACGAGUACCGGGUGCGGCGCGAGCGCAACAACAUCGCGGUGCGCAAGAGCCGGGACAAGGCCAAGCAGCGCAACGUGGAGACACAGCAGAAGGUGCUGGAGCUGACCAGUGACAAUGACCGCCUGCGCAAGCGGGUGGAACAACUGAGCCGCGAACUGGACACGCUGCGGGGCAUCUUCCGCCAGCUGCCCGAGAGCUCCCUGGUCAAGGCCAUGGGCAACUGCGCGUGAGGCGCGGGGCGGCGGGACCGCCCUGGGCCGGUCGCUGGCUGGGACCCAGGGAGUGGUUUCGGGUCUCCGGAUCUCAAGACUGCCCCAGCGGCGCAGGCCGGGACUAGGAGAUUCCGGUACCGCCAGAAAGCCUGGCCUGCCGCGCGCGCCCCUUGCCUUCCUCUGCGCCAGAUUCGGUGCGUCUAAGAUGAGGGGUCGGGCAGUGGUUUCUUCCCUGCCGGAGAGGAGAUGUGCCGUGGGCUCAGCCGGGAGCCCGGCCACUCUGGUAUUAGGGAAUAACCUUGUGCCUUGGAAAAGCAAACUCACCGCUCUGAUUCCUACCGAGUAGGGGGAGCAAAUAUGUGCCUUGUCAUUUUUUUUUGGAGGGUUCCUGCCUCAUUGCUGAGGCCGCAGGCCCCCAUGAGAGAAGGCAAUGCGCAGGCCUGUGGCAAGAGGAAGGUUCAGGGAGCAGGGAUCCCAACAAGCCAGCCCUAGCGGCUCCUCAAUGCCUGUCCUUGGGGGGAAGGAAAUACAGGGACUUGGAACGUUGUGCCCCCAGUUCUGCAUGAAGGUGGAGGGUCCCGGGUUCCUGGCCUCUAAUCUCCCAGCCUGAGACAGGCUGGGCUUCCCUGGGCAGAACCCACUGAGAUGGAGGUCACCAGGUGACCAGUGGGAGCCCCCUGCCCCCAGUCAGAUCAGAAAGCUAGGUCAUGGGUGAGCUGCAAGGACAUGUGUUCACGGGAGUGGUGGCCUGGUGGAAGAGGGAAACCCAGAGAACUGGUCGGGGGUGGGGGUGGGGGUGGGGGCGAGGCAAAGGACCACUGGGACCAUCAGCCUCGUCCUGUAUGUUGCCACCAUUGCCAUACAAGCCCAGAGGGACCGAAGUUAUGAGAAGCUUUCCAAAUAUUUUGCUUUAUCAGCCGAUAUCAACACUUGUAUCUGGCCUCUCUGUGUCCCAGCGGUGCCUUGAGCAAUGUGAAUGUGCACGUCUAUGCUAAACCACCAUUUUAUUUGGUUUUUGUUUUGUUUUGGUUUUGCUCAGAUACUUGCCAAAAUGAGACUCUUUGUCAGCAGCUGCAGGGAGGGUCUGCGGCUCUCUUUCCUUUUGGUUUUUGGGAUUGCUUUUGCUCCCAGGGGAACCAAAGAGGUGAGGUGGCCUUCCUCUUUCCCCCGGGGUGGGGGUGGGGGCCUGGAGGGGGGGGCUGGGGCAAUGGGCCUCGCUCCCCUCUGGCCCCGGGCUGCCCACAGUCUUGCCCCCACCAGAGGCCCUGGCUCCUGGUCUGGAAGGGAGGCAGCCCCCAGCCAGCGCACACAGAUGGCUGGGGCUGGGAGCAAGAAAGGAAGGCUUGGUUCUCUUCUUUGGGGGAGAACGUAGAGUUUCAUGCUAGAUGUUUUAUGUGUUAUAUCUAUAAUAUAAACAUAUCAAAGUAAA